This is a messenger RNA of Cotesia congregata, 699 nucleotides long. Lineage: Eukaryota; Metazoa; Arthropoda; Insecta; Hymenoptera; Braconidae. The record is from the annotation of a GenBank genome assembly.
AUGACGGUUUUUAAAAGCCGCUGCAAGGGAGAAAGAUGCUGCUACUGCUGCUGCAGAAUCGGAUACCUGCGCCAGCGCAGAUACGUACCGGCGUUUACUUGCCUCGAUAACAGCCUUAGCUCCGACAGCAAACUGCUAUCCACUGCUCUAAAACCUAGAGUAUCUAAUAUAAUUACACAAUUGCGUGAACAAGUGACGGUGGUGGAAGACGUUAAAGAGGUGGUAGCUAAUCGGGCAAACCAAACUCAAACCUGGGUGGAAGCUUCUUUAGCUCUCCUCUCCGAGCUCUCGGAGGUGGAGGGCAUUCUGCUGAUGGUGCACGUUAUCAGUUUGGGAGUAGACCAAGAAGAAGAAGAAGAAGAAGAAGAAAAUAAAAUGGAAAAUGAAAAAGGACGUACAUCAAGAGCUUCUUCGACCUCGAGCCUCGGCAGAGAGGUCCGCUGUGGGUGUCAGUACUUCAAGAGUGAUUCUUUGCUGCCAGAGAGACGGGCGAUGAUGAUGCUGUCGCGACCUUCGUCCCGUGCCUCAGCCAAGACUCAGCCAGGCAUUAAUAAAUUAUUAGCACAUGUUUACCGAGUAUUUAGAGCGCUGACGGAUUUCGUAAUCGGGUUGCUUAGUAAUGCAGUAAAUAUGGACGUGGGUAGUUUGGGUUACAGCCCGGCGUCGAGAAGCUAUUUAAGGUCCGCCCGGGCGCUAUAG